Molecule: messenger RNA, 1261 nt
Organism: Hydra vulgaris (swiftwater hydra)
Lineage: Eukaryota; Metazoa; Cnidaria; Hydrozoa; Anthoathecata; Hydridae
Product: matrilysin
Biological process (GO): proteolysis; extracellular matrix organization; collagen catabolic process
Cellular component (GO): extracellular matrix
Molecular function (GO): metalloendopeptidase activity; zinc ion binding
Source: RefSeq, a predicted model, not a curated record
ACAGGUGUCUCCAAUGCAACAUUAACAUAUAAAACCUUGUAAAAGCAAGUUGAGUCUAAAUAAUACGCAAAAUGUACUCUUUAAUAGUGCUUGUACUUUCUUUCCUUUCAAUCAAUGGCCUGGUGCUACACAAUAAAAUAGAAGAAAGUGAAGCUGAGAGACUGCUGAUAAACCUUGGUUAUUACAAUCCAUUUGCCUUUGAUGCUAGUAACAACCUAACGGAAGCAAUCAAAGACUACCAAAGUUUUUAUAAUCUUCCUAAAACUGGAGAGCUCGAUCAAUUAACAACUGAAAUAAUGAACAAGCCAAGAUGUGGAAAUCCUGAUAAAGUUUAUAGUAGUCAUGGUUAUUAUUUGUUGUGGCAUACGAAAUGGCCCACCAAAACUCUUACAUACAAAUUUGAAAACACAGGUGCUGAUCUUCCAGCAAAAACUGUAAAAGAUACAGUUAGAAAAGCAUUUAAUAUGUGGUCCUCGGUCACUCCUUUAACUUUCACUGAAGUAACUGAGCGCCGUGGUCAUAUAAACAUAGGAUUUUAUUCUGGGACACAUGGUGAUGGUGGAGAUUUUUUUGGCCCCGGAGGUACAUUAGCACAUGCUUUUUAUCCGCAAAACGGAAACCUUCAUUUUGAUGAAAAUGAAAAUUGGGUUGUAAAUCAAAGAGGAACAGAUUUGUUAGAAAUAGCAGUUCAUGAAAUUGGGCAUGCUAUAGGUAUCCAGCAUUCAAGUAUUCGCGGAACCAUUAUGUUUCCAACAUACUUUGGUUACCGAUCAAAUUUACAACUUCAUGAUGAUGAUAUUAAAGCAGUUCAAGCUUUAUAUGGUGUUGGAACAGGUGGAAUAAUCACACCAAACCCACCUACUGGAACCCCACCAACCGGAACUAAAUCAACUCAAUCUCCGCCUAGUGGUAAAUGUCCAUAUACAGAGGAUAAAAACAAAGCUUGCUUUUUUUGGGCACAACACGGCUACUGUACAUCGGCUAGAAGCGAUUCUUUAGCAAGAAUGAAGAGCGACUGUUGCAACAAUUGUGAAAAAAAUGCACUUUGUGAUAAUAAAGACAAGCAAUGUGACAGUUGGGCCAAUCGAGGAGAAUGUCAAAAGAAUUUUGUUUGGAUGAGAGAAAACUGCUCUAAAGCUUGUAAAGAAUGUAGUUAAUAAAAAAAAAAAAGAAAAAAGAAAAAAAUAUUAGUGUUAUAUUUACUAUAUUCUCCUUUGGUGUCAGUUAUAUCAUUGGAAAGUUUGCGUCAUAGAUGAUUUUA